AUGGCAAAGAAGACUGUGCUGCUAUUGUUGCUGGUUAUUCAUGGCAUGUUUAUGCCAGCAUCAGCAGUAUGCAACCUGCUUGGUCCGCCUGCAUCCCCUCUUCUUUAUGUGGAAAGGGACAUUAACCUUGGGGCUGUUUUCUCAAUCCACAGGAAUGCUCUGCUGAAGAUGCAUCAAUUCACUACCAAACCAGAGCCAACAAAAUGUUCCAGCUUAAGCUUGCGUGAGUUUAAGUUUGCUCAGACGCUUAUUUUUGCCAUUGAGGAGAUUAAUAACAGCACUCAGUUGCUACCUGGUGUUUCUUUAGGCUAUAAGAUUUAUGACACAUGCCGCUCUGUUGCUCAGACAGUCCUCUCAGGCAUGGCUUUGAUGAACGGUUAUGGAGAGACGUUAAGUGAUACAUCCUGCUUUAGACCACCUGCUGUUCAUGCUAUUGUUGGAGAGUCAACAUCCUCAGCCACCAUUGGCUUGGCAUCUGUAGUUGGUCCAUUCAACAUACCUGUUAUUAGUCAUUUUGCUACAUGUGCAUGCCUGAGUAACAGAAAAAGGUAUCCUACCUUUUUCAGAACUAUACCCAGUGAUUAUUACCAAAGCAGAGCACUAGCUCAGGUUGUCAAGCACUUUGGCUGGACCUGGGUUGGGACAGUCAGGAGUCGCAAUGACUAUGGUAAUAACGGAAUUGCAGCAUUUGAGGAAGCAGCAAAACAAGAGGGGAUUUGUAUUGAAUACUCAGAGGCUAUAUUAAGUACUGAUUCAGAAGACCAGCUACUUAAGUCCUUAGAAGUGAUAAAAAGGGGCACUGCACGGGUGGUGCUGGCUUUUAUUGCAUUAGGAGACUUUUUGCCUCUCUUGAAAGUAAUUUCACAAAACAACAUCACAGGGCUGCAGUGGGUUGGCAGUGAAUCUUGGAUCACUUCCCAAAAUCUUGCAGAAACAACGGAAUACAGUUUCCUUUCUGGAGCUGUUGGCUUUGCUAUAGCAAAUGCAGAACUUAUAGGCCUGCGAGAGUUUUUAAUAAAUGUGCAUCCUGAUCAGCAACCAAAAAAUGGACUUUUAAAAGAUUUCUGGGAAACAGCUUUUCAGUGCUCUUUUAGGAACAGAGACAAUGGUGAAUGUACUGGCUCAGAGAAACUGUCAGAGCUGCAAAAUGAAUAUACUGAUGAGUCAGAGCUACGUAUAGUAAAUAAAGUGUACACUGCAGUGUAUGCUGUUGCACAUACACUACAUAAUAUAUUAAAGAACAAAUUCCCCACCAAUAGCAGCAAAGAAGAGCUUCCUACACCACAAAUAGUAUUGAAUUAUUUGAGGCAUGUAAGAUUCACUGUUAAAACAGGUGAAGACGUUUUCUUUGAUGCAAGUGGUGAUCCAGUUGCAAGAUAUGAUCUUGUGAACUGGCAGCCUGAUGAUGAUGGAAGUUUGCAGUUUAAGCAUGUGGGCAUCUAUGACAGCUCACUGCCUUUGGAGCAACGUCUUCAAAUCAAUCGGGAGCAAAUAAUAUGGACAGGGAACAGUGGACAGUUGCCUGUGUCCAUGUGCAGUAAGGUUUGUGCCCCUGGAUCUAGGAAAGUUAUGCAAAAAGGACGACCUGUCUGCUGUUAUGACUGUAUUCUAUGUGCAGAGGGAGAAUUUAGUAAUUCCACAGAUGACUGCUUUCCUUGUGAUUUGGAGUACUGGUCAAAUGAAAGUAGAGACAGAUGUGUAUUGAAAGCUGUUGAAUUUCUUUCAUACACAGAAGUCAUGGGGGUGGUGCUUUGUAUUUUCUCCUUCAUCGGUGUGUUAAUAACUGCAGUGGUAUCUUUUCUGUUCUAUCUUCAUAAAGAAACACCUAUAGUAAGAGCCAACAACUCAGAGCUGAGUUUCUUGCUGCUCUUCUCACUCUCACUGUGUUUUCUCUGUUCACUCACUUUCAUUGGUCGCCCCACUGAGUGGUCCUGUAUGUUGCGUCACACCGCAUUUGGGAUCACGUUUGUCCUCUGUAUCUCCUGCAUUCUGGGGAAAACAAUAGUGGUGUUAAUGGCAUUUAAAGCUACACUUCCAGGAAGUAAUGUCAUGAAAUGGUUUGGACCUCUUCAGCAGAGACUCAGUGUUGUUAUCUUAACAUUAAUACAGACACUUAUAUGUGUGCUUUGGUUAUCAUUGAAUCCUCCUUUCCCACAUAUGAAUUUUAACUAUUAUAGAGGAAAGGUAAUCCUUGAAUGUAAUUUAGGUUCAGCUCUGGGUUUCUGGGCUGUUCUGGGUUAUACUGGCCUCUUGUCAGUUCUGUGUUUCAUUUUAGCCUUUUUUGCUCGUAAACUCCCUGACAAUUUCAAUGAAGCCAAGUUCAUCACAUUCAGUAUGCUCAUAUUCUCGGCUGUCUGGAUCACAUUUAUCCCAGCUUAUGUCAGCUCUCCUGGAAAAUUUAUUGUAGCCAUACAUAUAUUUGCUAUUUUGGCAUCAAGUUUUGGUUUACUAUUUUGCAUUUUUGCUCCAAAAUGUUAUAUAAUUUUGAUACAACCAGAGAAAAAUACAAAGAAACAAAUAAUGGGUAAAUCAUUAGCUCUUUAA
Molecule: messenger RNA, 2544 nt
Organism: Danio aesculapii
Lineage: Eukaryota; Metazoa; Chordata; Actinopteri; Cypriniformes; Danionidae
Product: extracellular calcium-sensing receptor-like
Exons: 6
Coding region: 1-2544 (847 amino acids)
Biological process (GO): G protein-coupled receptor signaling pathway
Cellular component (GO): membrane
Molecular function (GO): G protein-coupled receptor activity
Source: RefSeq, a predicted model, not a curated record